Molecule: messenger RNA, 2728 nt
Organism: Helianthus annuus (common sunflower)
Lineage: Eukaryota; Viridiplantae; Streptophyta; Magnoliopsida; Asterales; Asteraceae
Product: P-loop NTPase domain-containing protein LPA1 homolog 2
Exons: 8
Coding region: 280-2502 (740 amino acids)
Source: RefSeq, a predicted model, not a curated record
CAAUGCAACCAAAUCAACAACUCCACAAACCGUCACGAAUGCAUUACAACCCGUCAACCAAUCUCCGACAUCUUCAACACCAACAACUUUAGAUUAGACAGAGAAACAAAACAAGAGAAGACUCGUGGACUGUUGCAGCCGCUGAUGCGUGUAAACCAGGUGACAUCACCAAUGACGUCAUCACCCCUGAAUGUUUUCCUUUUCUUCAUGGCGAUUUCGUAACCCUAACUUUUUCUAACCCUAAUUAAUUCAUCAGCCCAAGCUUCCACGGUUACGGAGAUGCCGGAGGUGAAAUUGCUGUAUGUUGUGGUGGAAGAUGAUGAGGAAACGAAGGGGAAGGAUGAUGAAUCGUCGUUUCGAUAUACGCGGCCGGUUCUGCAGAGUACUUUGCAGUUGAUGGGAUGUAAAGCGCGUCACGCGUUUAAGAUAAGUCAAAGGGUGUUUGAAGUUAUGAGGAAGAAAGGGUUAGAUGAUAGUUCGGGUGGUAUAGAUGUGAUUCACUGGGGGAAUGAUUUGUUGAAAGUGCACCCUCUGAAAGAGAAUAGUUGUGAUAUUAAUAAUAGGUCUGAUAAGAUAAAUGGAGGUGAUCAUAUGGGUCAGGAAAAAGAUGGGAAGCGUUUUGAUUUGUACAAGAAACGCACGACGGUUGUUGUCAAACGGAGGAUUUUCGUAGAUGUUGUUUGUGAUGCUUUGUCUGAAUAUAAGUAUGUUGGGCCCAAUCAAAGAGCUGAUUUUGUUUUAGCCUGCAGAAUUCGUGAAAGGAAGGAAUCGGUUACUGUGUUACUUUGUGGUACCAGUGGAUGUGGCAAAUCGACAUUGUCGGCUUUGCUGGCCAGCAGGUUAGGGAUCACAACCGUUAUAUCUACAGAUUCAAUACGGCAUAUGAUGCGAAGUUUCGUUGACGAAAAUCAAAAUCCACUCCUAUGGUCUUCUACUUACCAUGCAGGUGAACAUUUAGAUCCGGUUGCUGUUUCUGAAGCCAAGGCCAAAAGAAAGGCUAAAAAAGAAGUCAACGGUGGAUUUGAUGCUUCCGCAAAUCAACCCGCAUCUAAGGAUGGUUCUGGUUUGACCACAGUUGACUUGAUUAGCCCUAAACAAAUGGCCAUUGAGGGAUUCAAGGCACAGAGUGAGAUGGUUAUUGAUAGUCUUGAUCGGCUUAUAACCGCAUGGGAAGAACGGAAAGAAUUAGUUGUUGUGGAGGGUGUUCAUUUGAGCCUUAAUUUUGUGAUGGGUUUAAUGAAGAAACAUCCGUCAAUCAUACCGUUCAUGAUAUACAUAACAAAUGAAGACAAACACAUGGAAAGAUUCGCGGUUCGUGCAAAGUAUAUGACUCUGGAUCCCGCCAAAAACAAAUACGUAAAGUACAUUAGAAAUAUCAGAACAAUACAAGAAUACCUAUGCAAUCGAGCCGACAAACAUCUAGUUCCAAAGAUAAACAACACAAACGUUGACAAAAGUGUUGCGGCAAUACACGCAACGGUUUUCAGCUGCUUAAGAAGACGCGAAGCUGGAGAACAGCUUUACGAUCCCACCACGAACACGGUUUCGGUAGUUGAUGAAGAGUAUAGAAACCAGUGUGCGGCUAAUUCACUUGGGUCAAAAGGAAUGUUUCAGUUGAUUCAACGACAAGGCUCUUCACGACAUUUAAUGGCUCUGUUGAAUGAUGAUGGCUCGGUUGCGAAAGCGUGGUCUGCUGAAGAUGGGUUAGGUGUGCCGAUGUAUGAACCGGUGCGAAUCGGGAAAUCUGAAUCGGUUAACCUGCAAUUCGGUAAUUUUGGAAUUAGUGCUUGGCCGACUGACAUUGGGUGCACUAGUCAUGCUAGUAGUGUUGAGGACUCGAGAGGUGAGCUUACUGAUAAUGGUAGUAAAUAUUAUUCUUCAUGUUGUAGUUCACCUAAGGUCUCCGAAGGACAUGCUAAAGAGUUGAAAGAAGAGAUGUCAGCGUAUGGUAGUGAUGAAGAGGUAGAUGAUACGCGUGAAGAUGAUAGCGAUGAGGAUCUUAGUGAUGAUGCCAAAGAACAUAUGCAUGAAGAGAUGGAAGGGUCAGUUGAUGAGGAAUCAACUAAAUCAGAUGAGGAGUAUGAUGAUCUUGCCAUGCAGGAUAUUCAAGAAAACGGAUACUACACCGAUGUAGAAUUUGAAUCCAACAUAUCCGGCAACCAACGCGAUACACUAACAAGCACUCAUACCGACAAGUAUAAACAAAAUCUUGACCGCUUUUUGAAAAACAAACGCGAGUCAGCAACCGAUUCACAAGUGAUCAACUCAAAAAGAUCGCCAUCUUCGGGUGGCGUUAGAGUCAGAGGGCGGUCCUACAGCAUUUCCGCCUCUGGGAAAGACGAGCCUGUAAUGGAUUCACUAGUGGUUAACGCGAAAAGAUUGCCAUCUUCGGGAAGCCUUAGAGUCAGAGGGCGGUCAUACAGCAUUUCGUCCUCUGUGAAAGAUGAGCGAGUUAGCACGCCCGUUUCUAGAGCCUCAAGCGGUGUAAAGGCAGAGUCUUGAGCCUGUUCGUUUCCGGUGGUUUUAAUCAUUUUUAACCUUUGUAUCAUUUAUAAUAUUUCUUGUGGCACCCACCAUUAAAACUCUUGUACCCAUGUCGAGCUUUUGUUCUAGUCCUUAGUUAAAACUAGUCUGCUUAUGGUUUGUAUGGGGUGGCGUGGUUGUGGUGUUUGUGACAUUGUCACGUUUUAGUCUUUUACAAUAGGUGCAAUUUCUCUUUAUCAUUUCA